Messenger RNA from Liolophura sinensis, 2309 nucleotides. RefSeq lists its product as uncharacterized. The record is from RefSeq and is a predicted model, not a curated record. The transcript has 21 exons. The coding region runs from base 180 to 2021 and encodes 613 amino acids. Lineage: Eukaryota; Metazoa; Mollusca; Polyplacophora; Chitonida; Chitonidae.
AAGUAUAAGUGGGUAUAGAAAUGAUUUGACCCACAUCGCGGAGAGACCACAGUGUUGAAAGGCCUUAUGGGAUAGUGUCGUCUGCUUGAUGAAAACAACGUGUGAUAGAACUCGUCUGCAGCCUGGUGGACGGCUGACGUUUCAGACGGUCACAGACCUAUUCACUAAAAAGAGGAAGGAUGUCAACAGCACAAGCAUUACGCUCACAGGAGAAGACUGGAAAUUGGUCAGCAAUCUUCCCCAAUGAGCAAGUGACUCAACAGCAGUCUGCAUUGUUUGUGAAAAAGCUUCUAGCAGUAGCUAUAUCUAACAUAACUUAUUUGAGGGCAAUAUUUCCUGAGCAUGCAUUUGGUGAUCGUUGCCUUGAAGAUUUAAACUUGAAAAUUUUGAGAGAUGAUACAUCUUGCCCUGGAGCAUGUCAAGUCAUCAAGUGGGUCAAAGGAUGCUUUGAUGCACUUGACAAAAAAUAUCUGCGGAUGCUCGUUAUUGGUAUAUAUUUGGACCCUGAAGACCAAGAUACAGUUAUUGAGUCUUAUACCUUCAAGUUCUCGUACACAGAAGGUGGAGGAAUUGACAUCUACAGAAACGACAAGAAAGUUUCAAGUGCAGCCACUGCUGCAGAAACAAAGAAGGCAACUAUAAGGCUGCUUAGAACCAUUGUUGUGUUGACACAGACACUCAAAUCAUUGCCUGAUGAUGUCAUGAUGACUAUGAAACUUCUGUACUUUGAUGAAGUUACACCUGAGGAUUAUGAGCCCCCUGGAUUUCGACCGUCUGAUUCAGAUACAUUUGUUUUCGAAGAACAACCCAUGAAUAUCAAAGUUGGGGAUGUUGCAACUCCUUUCCAUUGUGUUAAAAUGAGAAUUAAAACAGACAGUAAACAGUUUGAGCUCAAAAGUGAUGCUGAAGAGGAUGCUAAAAUUGAGGACGCCACUGACGGCAAACUUGAAGUGGAGAACCAAGAUAUUGACAUGAAAACAGAUGAAAUGACCACUAGCACAACCUUGGAGACAGAAAACUCUGGAAAGAAGAAAGAACCAGCUCUGGUACCUGAACAUUGUGAGGAUAUCCCCUUGCAAAGCCCAGCCAAACCAGGACAGAAAACAAGCAAGAAGCCAUCAGGACCAGAAGCGGAAAUGGAAGAUGAUGAUGAACUUGGAGUCAAAUGUCCUUGUGGUUGUAAUGAGGAUGAUGGGCUUAUGAUCUUGUGCUCUAUAUGCAAGUUUUGGCAGCAUGGUGUAUGCUUCAAGAUUAUGGAAGAAGAGGAUGCUCCAGAGAAUCACAUUUGCAGUGAUUGCAGUUCAGUAGACAACAUUGGUGGUGAAGUAACUGAUCCUUACCUCAUUGGCCUAUCCCCAAUAGCAAUUCAGGCAACGUGUCUGUGGAGACGUGCUCUGAUUGCUUGCACUGACAGUACUAGGGUGGUGGCUCCAACCUUUUCCAGAAGACUUGGAGUAGAAAUGACUGUAGCUCAAGGCCUACUUAACAGACUUGAGAAGGAAGGAUUUAUAAAAAAUCCUACAAAGGGUAAAAGGUUGGGCAAAAUAGUAAACAAGGACAAGAUUCUGUCAGAUGGUGUCAAGAAGUACUUCAAAAAGCAAAAAAGUGAUAAAAGAAAGAUGGAAGCAGAAAGUGGUUCCAAAAGAGAUUGCUCUCUGAAGAAAAGUGAACUGUUUGAGGAUCCUGAAAGCACCACCACAAAAGAGAUUGAUAAUCUUACAGAAAUGACUGAAGGUAUCACCUUGGCUGGACGGAAAAAGAAGAUUUCCUCUGCAGAGAGGAGUAAUGCGAAAUUAAAUGAAAACAAGGUUCACCACAGUCCACGCUUGAGACAGAAUGAUUUGACAGAUGACAAACGUGAACAGCAGACACGUGGUGAGAAGCGAAGAGGGAAGAAGCGAGCCAUAGCCAAGAGUGAUUUGGCUUCAGAGUUUGAAGUUUCAAACAGCCAGGAUGUAGAUUAUGACAGACAUUCCAGGAAGAGGAAAGCAAGUGUAGCUUCAAGGGCUAUUAUGGUCUAAUAUUAGCCAUUGUAUUUGGAGUUUUCUUACAUGUAUAUAUAUAAGCCAGACAACUGUUAGAAAAGACAUUUUUUUUAAUUUUUGAGUCAUUUAUUAAAGUUUAUAAAUAAAUUAUUAUGACCUUAUAUCCAGCUUUGACUAUGAAGGCCAUUGUUCAAACUUGUUUAAUCAUUAUUCCAUACAUGAAGCAGUGCUCAGAUUAUUGUACAGAAAAUUGUUGUUGAAUGUUGCUGUUAUUAAUGAUAUUUUGAAUCAUUAAAGCUAGCUUAAAGCUUCUGUGAUAUACUA